Molecule: messenger RNA, 620 nt
Organism: Synchiropus splendidus (mandarinfish)
Lineage: Eukaryota; Metazoa; Chordata; Actinopteri; Syngnathiformes; Callionymidae
Product: histone H2A-like
Exons: 1
Coding region: 16-402 (128 amino acids)
Cellular component (GO): nucleosome
Molecular function (GO): structural constituent of chromatin; DNA binding; protein heterodimerization activity
Source: RefSeq, a predicted model, not a curated record
AUUUUCCAAGCUACCAUGAGUGGAAGAGGCAAAACCGGUGGCAAGUCCCGCGCCAAGGCCAAGUCCCGCUCCUCCAGAGCCGGACUCCAGUUCCCUGUCGGUCGUGUCCACAGGCUGCUCAGGAAGGGCAACUACGCUCAGCGUGUUGGUGCCGGUGCCCCCGUCUACCUGGCGGCUGUGCUGGAGUAUCUGACCGCUGAAAUCCUGGAGCUGGCUGGAAACGCCGCCCGCGACAACAAGAAGACCAGGAUCAUCCCCCGCCACCUGCAGCUGGCUGUCCGCAACGACGAGGAGCUCAACAAGCUGCUCGGAGGAGUCACCAUCGCUCAGGGUGGAGUGCUGCCCAACAUCCAGGCGGUUCUGCUGCCGAAAAAGACCGAGAAGCCCGCCAAGGCCAAGUGAAGGCUCCCAACACCACAAAGGCUCUUUUCAGAGCCACCCACUUUCAACUAGAGAGAAGUUCAUCAAUCAAGUGUACCCCGUUCACUUUGAGUGUCCUGUAUAUCCCUAACAAUGGCUGUUUUAUUAGAUUGCUGCAUUUCACAGACCAGAAAAAAUAUACGUUAAUGAAUAAACGCACAACAGCACACAGUAUUAUAUAACUCAUGACCGCUUUAUAA